Hylaeus anthracinus is the source of this 4984-nucleotide messenger RNA. Its product is annotated as ATP-binding cassette sub-family C member 5-like. The coding region runs from base 439 to 4746 and encodes 1435 amino acids. Gene Ontology annotation, biological process: transmembrane transport. Lineage: Eukaryota; Metazoa; Arthropoda; Insecta; Hymenoptera; Colletidae. Gene Ontology annotation, cellular component: membrane. The record is from RefSeq and is a predicted model, not a curated record. Gene Ontology annotation, molecular function: ATP hydrolysis activity; ATP binding; ABC-type transporter activity. The transcript has 25 exons.
AUUUGUUUUAGAAGCCUGUAGCCACCUGUACCGGUCUGAAAUGGACCCUAAACAUUUAUAUAAAACUAAAUUACAAAAAUCGACUAAAUUUACAUGGCAUAUUCCUCUACCAAUUACAUUCAGCACAUUGUAUGCAAAUAUCGUUUAACCCUUUCACUCGCUCCAACGUCAAAGAACGUAGAAUGUAGUCAAUAACAGAUAUUGUAACCAAUUGAAACUUAUUGAAUCUGAUUGAAACACAAUCUCCUUUGUAAAAUUACAUUAACAACAUUCAAAUUCGUUCAUGUACGAGUGUGUAGGCAAAUGGCUCGAUGCAUAACAUACAAUAACAUUCCAAGAGAGUGAUCUUGGAGGUCGUUUGCAUCACAAGAAAUGUAAUCAAAGUUUACAGCAAGAUCAGAUGCUGUACGACAAUAUUCGCAGUAUCGAUAUUUAUCAAUGCAAAAUAGUCAGAACAUAGUCAUGGAAGGGAAGACUGAUGAUAGCAGUGCUACAAACGAGGAAAAUGAAAUCCAGUGCAUCAACAGCGAAAGAUAUGAUGAUACCAACGAAAGACAGCAUUUUCUGCUUCCUAAUGUAAAUUCACGCACACCAAAAAUAGCUGUGGAGUAUAUUCGCAGACCUGACAUGAGCCGAUACAAUCCAGCUCUAAAAAAUCUUAUACCGAUCCGUCGCGAGAAAGAGGACAAAGACAGUAUGCCAGCGGACAGUGCUGGCUUAUUUUCGUACGUUUUUUAUACCUGGAUAACACCGUACAUAUGGAAAGCAUAUGAAACGGGUAUAAGUAUACAAGACAUACCGCGUAUUUCAUCUUACGAGACUUGCAAGUACAAUGCACAAAGAUUAGAGGUACUUUGGCAAGAAGAAUUAAAUGAACGUGGACCACAUUCGGCAUCAUUCUCGAUUGUUGCCUGGCGAUUCGUGCGAACGAGGAUAUGCAUUGCUUGGUUCUUACUAAUCUGUUCAACAAUUUGCGGAUUUAUAAGUCCUAUGAUAUUGAUGAGGAAGGUAUUGGAACACGUUCAAUCGCCUGAAGAGGAUUCGUGGGUGGGCAUAAAAUGGGCACUGUUGUUGACGUGUUGCGAUUUCCUCAGGAUGGUAUUUUUCACUUGGACUUGGAACACAAAUAUUAGAACAGCGCUAAGAUUAAAGUCUGCUUGUACUACUCUUUUGUACAAAAAACUUAUGAGAUUAAAUAAUCUUGGAAAUAAAAGUACAGGAGAGUUAACUAAUUUAUUUACUAACGAUAGCCAGAGGCUUUUCGACGUAAUCAUUUAUGGACCUAUGAUAAUUAGCGGUCCAAUAAUUAUUACCUGUGGUGUAGUCUACAUAUUAUGGUUAUUUAGUCCGUUAGCCCUUUUUGGCACGUUCAUUUUUCUUAUAUUUUAUCCGUGUCAGUAUCUUAUUUCUCGUAUAGUCGGACGUUUUCGUUCCAAGACGGUUGUCAUUACAGAUGUACGGGUGAAAUUGAUGAACGAAAUCUUAGAAUGUAUCAAAUUAAUUAAGAUGUGUUCAUGGGAGAAAUAUUUUAGUAAUAAACUUCUUGCUAUACGAAAGAAGGAAGAGCACUGGUUGCACAAGACUGUAUAUUUUCAAAGUUUCGCUAUUUCUUUAACGCCAGCUGUACCUGUGAUAUCAGCAAUUGUUACAUUUUUAGCCCAUUUAUCUUCUGGUGGUAACUUAACUGCCGCUCAGGCUUUCCCACUUACAACAUUUUUUGGAAAUAUGCUGAGAAUGGCACUCGUCUCGAUUAAGGACUCUACACGAUAUUUUAUCGACGCUCGUAUUGCCCUUAGCAGAUUCAAGGUGUUUCCUCUCGUAUCAUUGCUCAAUUCUCAAUUUCGUUCUUCUUUCAUGUUUUUACAAGUGGCGUUAGUUAAUAUUGCAGAAUCAAAAAUAGUAUUCAACAGAUUGCAGAGUGUAUUGCUUUUAGAAGAAUUCACAUGCUAUUUAUCGAAACCAAUAGUGAAAUCACAAGCCAUAGCCAUUACUAAUGGUACAUUUGUUUACGAAAAUCUUACCAUAUGUGCUAAUGAGUCAAAAAACAUCGAAAAUAAAAAAAUCUUGUCUAACGUGAAGAACAAAGUCGAAUUGGAGAAACUGAAUGAGAUAUCUAACGAAACCCAAUACGUGAAAGUACUUGCUGAUAUUAAGUUUGGAGCAGCAAAGGGUGCACUGAUAGGAAUCUGUGGUCACGUAGGAAGCGGAAAGUCUAGUUUGUUACUUGCUGCCUUAGGGCAAUUGAGGCUCACCCGUGGACAUGUUUUGAGAGAAGGUUCAUGCGCUUAUGUUAGUCAGCAAGCAUGGAUCGUUAAUGCAACUCUUAAAGAAAACAUAUUAUUUGGAAACCAGUUCGAUGCUAAACGAUACUAUCAGGCACUGACAGUCUGCAAUUUAAAAGAAGACAUAAACAUGCUACCGGGUGGAGACGAAACUGAAAUUGGUGAAAGAGGUGUAAAUCUUUCGGGAGGACAGAAGCAAAGGGUUGCUCUUGCCAGAGCUCUUUAUGCCAAUAGAGAUAUUUAUUUCUUGGACGAUCCGUUAAGCGCGGUUGACGCACACGUGGGAUCUUACAUUUUUAAGAACUUAAUUCUUGGCGCGCUUAAGGAUAAAUGUGUCCUGUUUGUAACACAUCAAGUCCAAUUUUUGAAACAUUGCGAUCAAAUCUAUUUAAUGAAGAAUGGUAAAAUCGUAGAACAAGGUACGCACGAUGAACUUAUACAGUUGAAGAAAGAAUACGUUACAAUGGUGAAUAGCGCAUUGCUCGAAAAGCACGGUGAUACAAAAGAGAUGUCUACGGUUGCUCAAAUAAAGAAUAGCAAUUCUGGAAGUGAUUUGAAAGUACAAAUCGUAGGAUGUAAUUUUGCAGACAAUCCCGAGAAUGGCGAGGCAUCGAUGAGAAUAAAGAGAGAGGGAUCAGCUCUAACUACACAAGAAAAAAUAGAAACUGGUACCGUGAAACUGCAUACUUAUCACAUGUAUAUAAAAGCCGCAGGUGGUUAUAUAGUGGCUAUUGUAGUAUUUUUUACACUCUUCUUGAAUGUUGGAAGCUCUGCGUUUAGUUCUUGGUGGCUAGCUACAUGGAUCAAAGCUGGUGGUGGAAAUGUUACCAACCCCGUGACCAAUGAAACUAUAGUUUCAAACAAUUUGAAUGAUAACCCAGAUUUUGCGUACUAUCAAAACAUCUAUGGUGCUUGCAUCGGCGCUAUAUUGUUCACAAGUUUGUUGCGUGGUUUGGUUAUUACGUUCACUACCAUAAAUGCAUCCACCACGCUGCACAAUAAAGUCUUUAAGAAGAUGAUCGAAUCUUCGUUAACUUUCUUCGAAACUACUCCCAGUGGAAGAAUACAAAAUAUUUUCAGUCGAGACAUAGACGAAGUUGAUAGUUACAUACCGAUAUCCGUCGAAAAUAUGGUACAGAAUAUCUUUACUUGUAGCUUUGCUAUUAUUUUUAUAUGCUCGAUACUGCCUUGGUUUUCUAUACCAUUAAUUAUUCUUGCUGGCAUAUUUUUUUACACUAGCAAAGUCUUCAGAGUAGCAAUGAGGGAUCUUAAGCGAAUGGAGAGCGCAUCUAGAUCGCCAGUUUUAAGUUUCGUGACCACCACCGUGCACGGUUUAAAUACAAUUCAUGCAUUCCAGAAAGAAAAAGCAUUUACGAACAAAUUCGAGGAGUUGUUUGACUUAAACAAUUUGUGUCUCUACCUGUGUCAAUCAGCCAUGAGGUGGUCCGCUGUGAGACUUGACAGUUUGGCAAUCGCUUCCGCUUCUAUUACUGCAUUUCUUGUGAUAGCGAUCAGAGAUCAAAUAUCACCAGCACUCGCUGGUUUGGCAAUGGCAUACUCCAUGCAAAUGACAGGUGUCUUUCAGUACACUGUAAGAUUAAUGGCAGAAACGGAAACACGUUUUAUAAGCGUUGAAAGAAUAUGCUAUUACUUGCGGACUUUACGAAAUGAAGAAACUCUUGGCAAAGAUGCUGAAAACCCUCCGAACGAGUGGCCCACUCAUGGAAAACUAGAAUUUCACGAAGUUCAGCUGAGAUAUAGAAAAGAGCUUCCACUUAUAUUAAAUAAUAUUUCGUUUACCAUUAAAGCUGGCGAGCAUAUAGGUAUUGUGGGAAGGACAGGAGCUGGGAAAAGUUCUCUCAUCGUUGCUUUGUUUCGAUUAGUUGAGGCUUGUGCGGGAAAGAUCAAAAUUGAUGGCGUGGAUAUAGCCAAAAUAAGCUUAGAGUUACUCAGAAGUAAACUGUCCAUAAUUCCGCAAGAUCCUGUUUUGUUUAGCGGAAGUAUAAGAUCAAAUUUAGAUCCGUUUAAUAAACACAGCGACUUGGAUCUUUGGAAUGCCCUAGAAAAGACUCGAUUGAAAGAGAAAGUAAUACUCAUGUCAGGACAAUUGGAUGCGUUUGUCGAAGUUGGAGGAAACAACAUGAGCGUCGGAGAAAGGCAGUUGCUUUGUUUAACAAGAGCACUUCUACGCAAUACCAAAGUAAUGAUAUUAGACGAGGCAACAGCUGCCGUUGAUCCUGAAACUGAAGUCGCUGUGCAAAACACGAUACAAAAUGAAUUUUCACAUUGCACUGUAUUAACUAUAGCUCAUCGUUUAAAGACCGUUGUUUCGUGCGAUCGCGUUAUCGUUAUGAAAAAUGGCCAAAUAAUCGAAUUUGACGCACCUUCUGUACUCAUGUCCAACCCAAAUUCGGAAUUUACAAAAAUGAUUGCUUCAGCAGAUAAAGUUGUAAAAGACGUCUAACUCUAACAACGAUAUUACUAAUAAUAGUAUUACAUUUAAUAAGUAAGACGUAUUGACUGUAAGCUGUCAAGUAGUUGUAGUACGCUCAUCUUACUAAAAUUUGUCCGAAAAACAAAUUAACAUUACGACAUAUCCCACUCGAAUAUUAAGAUAUAUUUUGUUAAAUAUAUAUUGUAGCUAUAAUGCAUUUUGCUAUGUACCGUGUAAAAUUUGUUUGGAAUAAAAUUAUUAACUUAUA